Messenger RNA from Stylonychia lemnae, 3312 nucleotides. NCBI's taxonomy places the organism in Eukaryota, Ciliophora, Spirotrichea, Sporadotrichida, Oxytrichidae. The record is from the annotation of a GenBank genome assembly.
AUGAGUGUUGCGCAUGAUAAUGUUAACGCUGAAAUUCCUAAAUAAUAAUCGGGAAUAUAGGCCCAAAACACUUAGAAAGAGCUUAAAAUUGUCCUUUUUGAGGAGGAUAAAUCACCUGACAGUUUAACUCCAGCAAAUAUAGAUAGGAAAAAAUAAAAUUUUUUUCAAGAGUCAAAUGGCGACAGCAUUAGUAAUGAUAUGACUGAUAGAGAUGGUAAAUCCUUCGCUUUCACCACGGAUCGUUAAUAUGGUUGGACAUAAGAGUUCAAAAAUGAGAAGAAAACGAAGGAAAGAUUGAAACAUUAAGCAACGCAAAUACGAUAAAAGCACCAGUCGUCAUAACUAAAUUCAGAGAAUCUAAAAAAAUUGAACACUAGGCAAUUCUUAACUCGCUAAGGAACUAUUUCCCCAGCAUUUAUGAGGAAAAGAUCUGAAAUAAAAUUGGAAAACAUUGAAAAUAACUAGGAAGAAGCAGACUCCGAGAUAGAUGAUAUGCUCAGUUAGAAUGAUAAAUUAAACGUUGAGAGAAGUAAAAAUGUCUUAUAUCCUGAUUCAUCCUUUAAAUCCUUCUGGGAUAUUACUUCAUUUUUGUUUGUACUCUAUCAAAGCAUUAUGCUGCCUUUUAAGAUAUCAUUUGAUGUAGAAAUACCUGAAUGGAUUAUUUACUUUGAUGUGUUUUAAGAUGCAUUCUUCAUUAUGGAUGUUCUAAUGAACUUUAAUACAGGAAUAUAUUAAAAAGGUGUACUGACAAUGCAACGAAAAGAGAUUAUCCAAAAUUACAUUAAAUCUUGGUUUUUCAUUGAUGUUAUUGCUAGCUUUCCAUACACUUGGGCAAUAUCUUUUGCAAUGGAGCUUAGUUUUGUUGAGUUAGAAAACAGCACCUCCGCCAGUCCUGUUUAUAAAACUCCUAGACUGCUUAAGUUGUUUAAAAUUGCUAGAAUGCUCAGAAUGCUGAAACUUCUCAGAAUUUUCAAAGUGCAAAAAUUCAUGCUUAAGUUAGAGGAACAUAUAGUUACAGAUUUCAUGAAUUUACUGACGACAUUCUUGUUUCUUGGAAUGUAAAUAAUGUUUAUCUCGCAUUGGCUUGCUUGUUUUUACUGGUAGAUAGGUGUAUAAACGCUAGAUGAUAGUGCAGAUACUUGGAUAAGAAGAGCUAAUAUGCAAGAUGCUUAUGUCCUCGAAUAAUAUAUCACAUCUCUAUAUUGGGCCUUUACUACAAUGGUCACUGUUGGAUAUGGAGAUAUCACACCAAGAUCUACUAAUGAGCGUAUCUAUACAAUGUUAGCUAUGAUAGUAGCAAGUGGAAUGUUCUCUUUUACAAUUAAUUCUAUUGGAACAAUCAUUACGAGAUAUAAUAUUCUGGCUGCUAAUUAUAGAGAGAAAAUGAAUUAUGUGAAUAAAUUUCUUCUAACUUAGUAAAUUCCAAAUCAAUUGAGGAUAAAAAUAAGAAGAUACCUUGAGUAUAUGUGGGAGUCAAAGAAAGAAAUAAAAAUUGAUGAAAAGGAUGUAAUGGCAAUGCUAAACGAAGGCCUUCGAGAAAAGAUAACUGUUUACUUGAAUGGAAGAAUUCUUCAAGGCAUGAAAUUUUUUGAACCAUUUGGUCUUGAUGUUUUAAGUGAAUUGACUUUCUAUUUUUAGAGAAUGUCAUUUGCACUUGAUGACCACAUUUUCAUUGAAGGAGAUUCACCUUAGUUCUUAUAUUCUAUAGUAUAAGGAAAAGUUGGGAUGAUGCAUAAAUCCACCCAUACUUAUUUGUCUGAGUUAAGAGUAGGUGACUCAUUUGGCGAAAUAGGCUUUUUUACAGGUAAUCCUCGUAUGUUAUCAAGCAAAUCCAGAGAUUACACCUAAUGCUAUGUAAUUGACAAAAAAGACUUUAUGAGAAUAGCUGAGGAUUACAUCACAGCUAUUAAGAAAGGUCAUGUUGCCUUAGGUUGUCCUUUCUGGUAGUCAAAAAAGGGAAAUAUCAUGAAAGUUCUUCGCAGACUAAGAAAAAAAGAAUUCAAAGAAGACACAAAUGGUAUUAAAGUUGACUAAUCAAUUUCUAAUUCUUACGUGUAUGAAGAAGAUAAUCCAGCAAAAGCACCUAAUAGAAAAUUUGGAGAAUAUGCAGUAGAUAAAUUAUUGCUCGCGAGUAGAGAGGAAACAGAUGACAUUAGGAGUAAAAAUAUUCUCUUGAGAGAAAUAUACAUGCAUCAUGAUGAAUAAACUGAGUAAUAGAACCAUAAAUUGAUUGAAUUAAUCUUUAAUGAGGAUGUUAAGAGAGAGCAAGCUAAGAAAAUGAAGAAAUAUAGAAAAAAAAUGACUAUAAAAGAAGAGGAAUAUGAAAAUCAAGAGACUUAAACAGGUUUUACUUCACUUAUAAACAAAAAUAAUCAUAGUUCAACCUUAAGCACCACAUUGCAGCAACAACAUCAAUAAAUCAAGAAUAAUUUAGGAAAUUAAUUAGCUCUUAAGCGUAGAGGUACCUUAGCUCCUUAGAAGUUUAUGUCUACCAUUGAACCAAAAAAAUCAAGUAUCCCUAUACAUUAAGGUCAUAGCAAUAAUGCAUUUCAAUUAACUCUUGAUCAUAAUAAAAACGUUUUUUCCUAACAGACAAAUAAUCGAUUCGUGGUAAUUGAAGAGCUAGAGAGCUCUGCUAAACAGCAUAGUUUAGUUACCGCAUAAUUUGGAGAAUUGAAUUAUGACACUCAUCUAGACGUGCAUACUAUACCUUUUGACAGUUAAAAUAGUAAUAGUUAUAAUAAUAAUACUGUUAGUUUGCACAAUAACAAUGAAAAUAUCAACUUACUUAGUAGCCCAUAGCAUGUUGAAAAAAAUUCCAUCAAUUUUGCUAAAAUAAAUGAAAACUGCUUAACUUUAUCCUCUAAUAAUAGUAUAAAAUAGCUUGAGGAUGAAAUAUUGAGAAAUGAUUUGUGCGGAUCCUCAAUUGAAACAUAAAGCAUAUUUGAAAUUGUUAAACCACAAAAUAUAAAGCUUAGUUCAUCAAUGACUCUUAUGACAGAAGAAAUGAAAUAAAUUGAAAGAGAUCAUUCCUAUUAAAGCAACUUAAAUAUCAUUGAUGAUUAUGAGAAAUAAUACACUGUAAAUUAAGUUAAUGAGGGUAAAGGGAAGGAACACAAUAGUGAAUCGACAAAUACAAAAACCCCAGAGUCGAAUAAUAAUAAUAUAAGUGAAAACAGUUCAAACAACAAUCAUAAUGUUCCAAAGCCUACUCUUAUCGGUAUAAUUCCAAACUAUAAAUAAUACUCCUCCCACAUGCUGCCUGCAUCAUACGAUCCAGAAAGUCUAAAGAAUUUUCAUAAUAUUAAUUGA